Molecule: messenger RNA, 3018 nt
Organism: Canis lupus familiaris (dog)
Lineage: Eukaryota; Metazoa; Chordata; Mammalia; Carnivora; Canidae
Product: zinc finger protein 234
Exons: 5
Coding region: 350-2356 (668 amino acids)
Biological process (GO): regulation of DNA-templated transcription
Source: RefSeq, a predicted model, not a curated record
UGGGAAGUGUAGUCCAGAAGUUCCAUGGUUUCGCAGGCACUUCCGCUGGGGGGAGUGUGAGGUUGUUACUGAAUUUUCUUUGGGAGCAGUGCGUCAGUUCCGCCUCUUCGGACGCUUCCAAACUUCCUGGAUCUGUGCUUGGAACCAGCAGCGAGUGGGCGAUUUAGGGGGAAAGAAGCCUGGACAGAGUACGCAGCCUAACUUCUCAAAAAGAGCUGCGCAGAGAUCCAAGGAGUGACUCCUUGACUACUACAGCAAGGUUCCACGCACACCACCAGGUGCAGUUCUGCUUUGUGGGAUCUGUGCAACUCAGGACUUGGCCUACCUACCCCCAGAAGGAGGAGGACACAUGACCAUGUUCAAGGAGACAGUGACGUUCAAGGAUGUGGCAGUGGUCUUCACGGAGGAGGAGCUGGGGCUGCUGGACCCCGCCCAGAGGAAACUGUAUGGAGACGUGAUGCUGGAGAACUUCAGGAACCUGAUCUCUGUGGGAGGAAAGAUCCAAAGUAAGAUGAAGACUGUUUUAGAAGCAGAGCCACCUGAAGAGCAUUCUUGCUGGAGGAUCUGGCAACAGAUUGCAAGUGACUUAAGUAGGUGUCAAGGCUCCGUGAUAAAGAGUUCUCAGCUCCCCAAACAAGGUGAUUCACCUGGACAUGUUGGGGCAGGGCAGUCUACAACUCACACAGGCCAGAAACCUGAUCAGUGCAGUGAAUUUAAGAAAUAUUUCAGUGAUGUCUCCAACUUUGAUCUUCAUCAACAAAUCCACUCAGGAGUAAAGUCUCAUACAUGUCGUGAGUGUGGAAAAAGCUUCUGUUACAGCUCAGCACUUCAUAUUCAUCAGAGAGUUCAUUUGGGAGAGAAACGCUAUAAGUGUGAUGAGUGUGGUAAGGAAUUCAGUCAGAGCUCAUGUCUGCAAACCCAUCAGAAAGUCCACACUGUAGAGAAGCCAUUCAAAUGUGAGAAGUGUGGGAAUGGCUUCUGUCGCAGAUCAGCACUUAAUGUUCAUUAUAAAUUGCACAUGGAAGAGAAACCUUAUAAUUGUGACCAAUGUGGAAGGGCAUUCAUUCAUGCUUCACAUCUUCAGGAGCAUCAGAGAAUCCACACUGGGGAGAAACCCUUCAAAUGUGAUAAAUGUGGUAAGAAUUUCCGACGUAGGUCAUCACUUAAUAGUCACUGUAUGGUCCACACGGGAGAAAAACUGUACAAAUGUGAAGAGUGCGGGAAAUGUUUCUUUUGUAGCUCAAAUCUUCAUAUCCAUCAGAAGGGCCACACACGAGAGAAACCUUAUAAAUGUGAAGAGUGUGGGAAGGGCUUCAUUCAACCUUCACAUUUUCGGGCCCAUCAGAGAAUCCAUACUGGAGAGAAGCCAUAUGUAUGCAAAGUGUGUGGUAAAGGCUUUACUAUGAGUUCAAAUCUUCAGGCCCAUCAGAGAGUCCACACAGGAGAGAAACCAUACAAAUGCGAUGAGUGUGGGAAGAACUUUGGGACAAAAACCCGUUAUCAAGUUCAUCUGGUAGUCCACACAGGAGAGAGACCCUAUAAAUGUGAGGUAUGUGGGAAGGAUUUCAGUCAGAGAGCAUAUCUUCAAUCCCAUCUGAAGACCCACAGUGUAGAGAAACCCUACAAGUGUGAGGAGUGUGGGCAGGGCUUCAAUCAGAGUUCCCGACUUCAGAUUCACCAGCUGAUCCACACUGGUGAGAAACCACACAAAUGUGAAGAGUGUGGAAAGGGAUUCAAUCGUCGAGCAGAUCUCAAAAUUCACUGCAGAAUCCACACAGGAGAGAAACCAUUUAAUUGUGAGGAGUGUGGGAAAGUAUUCAGGCAGGCCGCAAAUCUUCUGGCCCAUCAGAGAAUCCACAGUGGAGAGAAACCAUUCAAAUGUGAAGAGUGUGGGAAGAGCUUUGGUCGUAGUUCACACCUUCAAGCCCAUCAAAAAGUCCACACGGGAGAAAAGCCGUACAAAUGUGAGGAGUGCGGGAAGGGCUUCAAGUGGAGCUUGAAUCUUGACAUGCAUCAGAGGGUCCACACAGGAGAGAAACCCUACAAGUGUGGGGAGUGUGGUAAGCACUUCAGUCAGGCCUCGAGUCUUAAGGUUCAUCAGAGUGUCCACAGUGAAGAGAAACCAUACAAAUGUGACGUAUGUGGCAAGGUCUUCCGUCACUCUUCACAGCUACAAUCUCAUCAGCGGGUUCACACAGGGGAGACACCUUACAAGUGUGAGACAUGUGGCCAGAGCUUCCGUUGGCGAUCAAAACUUUCCCAUCAUCGCAAAACUCAUGGUGGCAAUACAAUUUAUGAAAGUAACAAGAAUGGUAAGAACAUCAAAGAAUCGUCAGGAAGAAGUUCUCCAGAAUGAUGUUUUAUAAAACCCUGGAUUCUUAUUAUCAUUUAGUCUCAUAAGAGAGAAAAUACUUGUGUUAAUUUUGUUGGUAUUUAAGCAAUAAUCAAAUUUAUCUCAGUUUUCACCAGAUCACACAGUGGAGGAACCUUGUAAGUGAUGUGAUAAGUCUUUGUUCAGAAUCACUUAGGAGGUAGUACUUAGGAAAAGAGUUUGAUCUGGCACUUAACACAAGUAUAAUGAUGGGCGUACCAGAAUUGAUACCCAAUAGAAUGUCAGCUUCAUGAGGGCAGGGACUUUGCUGCUAAAUCUACACAGCCCUCGAAGCUGGAGGCAUAAUUCUAGACCUCCAGUAAUAUUGCAAAGCUGUGUAAACAAAACAAUAUGGUACUGGCACAAAAAUAGACACAUAGGUCAUUAAACAGAAUAGAAAACUCAGAAAUGAACCCAAAGUAUAUGUUCAGUUAAUUUAUGACAAAGCAGGAAAGAAUAACCAAUGGGGGAAAAAAAAGCAGGUUUUUUUUUUCAACAACUGUUAUUGGGAAAACUAGAGAGCAACAUGCAAAAGAAUGAAAUUGAACCAUUUUCUUACAUCAUACAUAUAAAUAAAUCCAAAAUAGAUUAAAGACCUAAGUGUGAUGGGACCUGAAACCAUAAAAGUCCUUGAAGAAAGCACAGGC